Messenger RNA from Hyaloperonospora brassicae, 7131 nucleotides. The record is from the annotation of a GenBank genome assembly. Lineage: Eukaryota; Oomycota; Peronosporomycetes; Peronosporales; Peronosporaceae.
AUGGUCUCGUUCGCGUCGCCGCUAUUCUGGCAGAUCAACUACCUCGUGAAAAACCUCAGCAAGAAGAACUUCAAGUCCAACGUGGCUGAACUCAACCAGCUCGUGGAACUCUACGGUGAAGACGCGCGAAUCUUUCUGCUCAACUGUCUCGUCAAGGACAUUGACUUUCGUGGCCAGAAAGACACGCUCAAGAUCCAGUUGCUUACGCACGAGGUCGCUCAGGCCUCAUCCCGGCCUAAUUUUACUACUUUUAUCUGCGAGGCGAUCGAAGGCAACGCGUCGGACGAGGUGGAUGCUGGUGCACGUUACGUGACCGAAGAGUUUCUGCAGCUCUUUUGCAAAACACUCAAGCUCAGUCUCCCACAGCAAGUGACAGUCGGUCUGGCUUUUGCGCUAGGCGAAAAUACCAAGAGCUCCACGGAAGCCAUCCGCUUCUUGCGUGCCAAGAUCCCCGAGAUCUCGUCCUGUGGCACCAAGCUGACGUCGGACGUGCUCCACUCGCUCGUCUUUGUGCUACGUAUGAAGAAGGAAUUUUGUGUGGACGUUACCGAGACCGACUCGUUCCUUGCCAGCAUCUCGUCGGCUCACCCUACCGACAUGGGCUCUCUGGAGAUGGCCCCACUCACGAUGGGCGACCCCGAGUACGUGGACUGCGAGCCCGUGACGGACCUGGACUCGCUCAACAAGCUCAUUUUGGACGUAUCUUCGAGCUGUCUGUUUUACGAGUUGAUGGAAGAUGUCGGGUACUCGUGCACGUCGUCAUCGCAAGCCUUCCGUACCCUCCUGGCCGAGGCCGGGCUUGCGAAGGCGCCCACGAUCCCACCAACACAUGUUGCAGGAAUGUUGGCGAUGCUCUCUCGGACGUUCACCGGACUAGAUGCGCAAAACGGUGCAACACUGAUAGCGAAUUUGACGAUCGACUUUGAGGCAUCUCCGUUGGACGAGGCAGCCGCUGCUCCUGUGCGUGAAAGCUGGGACCUUGAGGUGAUUGCGGAAGUGCUGGAGAAAGACUACGGCUCUAUAAAGUGGGCGAAGGUUGCAGAGAAGUUGGACCGAGCUGACCUCAACGUGCAAAAUGUUUCCCAGCUCCGCGUGCUGAUCACGGCGUUCCAGCGCUUUUCGCAAACGAAGUUCCGCGUGACGACACUAUUGCGACCGUGGAAGAACAGCCGUGCGCAUAUCAGCAUUCUAAGGGCAGCAGUAGAGGCGCCACCGGACGUGCUCUCGUUCGCCGAAUCGCCGCAUAAGCUUGCACCGUUUGAAGGCGCCGAUGCGUCCGCUGUUCCGAAGAAUGGCGUGUGGUUCUCGCUAGAUGUCGUGGAGACGCUUUUGCAGUUAUCGCUGCAGGACUGUUACGGUGAUGUACGCAAGCUUUUGGAUGGGGCUAUGAAGACGUGUCCGGAUGUGUUGAUCGCUAACUUGGCUCAGGCCUCGUCGCGCUGGAAUGCGCUGCGUGAAGAUAUGUUUUCGGAGCUGUUUAGCUCGUACAUUAUGGGCCGUCCUAACGCACCGCUCAUUAUGCGCCAUUUGUGGUCCGUGGCACCUAAGCUGGUGCUGUACGCGAGCGUGAAAUGUUUUUACGCCGCGACGGCGCCGCACAUCGUUUCGCGACUGUUUGCGCUCUUCCGGAACACAGGCGAUGCGUUCGCGUCGGCUAUUCACUCGAACUACUUUUCGUUUGCUUUGGCGCUUGCCACAAUGGGAGCCAAUCACGAUGUGCUGAACCUAGAGACGUGGCUAGUGGAACGUCUCGCGUCGCAGCGGACGGCGUUCGCGACAUCGUGUCUUGCCUUUGUGCACCGCAACUACGCUCGCGCCGUCCCGAAGAGUAGCAUUACCCCGCAAUCGAGUCAUGUGAUGUCGAUCGAGUCGUUGGCGACGAUACUGAAGUGCAUCAUGGCGGUUCAGGAGGUGUUACCCGUCACGAUAGCACAAGAACUCAAGCGCAUUAUCACCCUGUGCAUGGAAACCCACCCUGUUAUCUCGGCAUCUACACGUCCGCCUGGCGGAGCAGUGAUCUCUCACACGCCAGGAGCGUUAGGGACAGCGAGUGGCGCUUCUGCUGGAGCUGCGUCAGCUGCGAGCGCUGGGGUUGCAAGUGAGCGUUUGGCCAGCGGAGAGACCCCGUCGUAUACGGCAGAGAUGAUUGAGGAGCAGGCGAAUGCGUACUUCCAGCAGAUCUACACGUCGGAGCAGAACAUCAAUGACGUCGUAGCAAUGCUGAAACGCUUCCAAGGUUCUCGUGAAGAGCGCGAACGGCAGAUCUUUUAUUGCAUGAUUCACAAUCUGUUUGAUGAGUACCGAUUUUUCCCGCGUUAUCCGGAAAUGGAGUUACGAAUCACCGGCGUUCUUUUCGGAAAGCUCAUCGAGCACCAAGUGCUCCCGCCAAAUUUUCUCCAGACAGCGUUGCGUUCGGUACUCGAGAGUCUCCGUGAGCCUGUGAAUUCUAAGUUUUUCUUCUUCGGCGCCUGUGCGCUGCAACAGUUUGUUCCGCGACUGCGCGAGCUACCGGCGUAUUGCACCAACCUUUCGCAGAUCCCGCACCUGCAGCACGCAUUACCGGAAAUUAUGCGUCAAGUGAAUCAGGUGACUCGUUCGAUCGCAUUGUCAGGGCAGGAUGCAAGUGCUGGUAGCAGCGGUGCAUUGUCUUCGUUGAGUAGCACACUGCCCCCGUCAGGUAGUACAUUUGAAGGAAGCGGAGUGACGAGGUUGAACAGUAGUGCUGCGCCGUUUGGUGGUGCAUCACCGCCAUUGGGCGGGUCAAGCGUGAAACCUCACGGUGAUAUAGCGCUGGGCAUCCAUAUUCCACCGUCGAUCUUGAGUCGGUCAGCGGGUCCAUCGUUGGCCUCCCCGCUACAGAAAGUACCUGCCAUCUCGCCGCCACCCCCUGCUGUUCCCGCUCCCGAGUUGAAGGUGGAUCAUAUUUUCCACGGAUCAAGCAAGGUGGAUGAAGACGAAGUUGUGGAGCAACCCGACGAAAGCGUGAAAGACCGCAUUCAUUUCAUUGUGAACAACAUGUCGAUAUCCAAUUUAGAAGCCAAGAUUCCAGAAGUGCGCAAGAUGCUGCUGCCCUCGUACCAUGCUUGGCUAGCGAACUACUUGGUAGUAAAGCGCAUUUCGACACAGCCAAAUUACCACACGGUUUACCUCAUUUUUAUUGAGAAGCUUGUUCGGCCAGAGCUGGAGCAAGAGAUCCUCAAACGUACCCUUCAGAACGCACGCAAGCUGCUUACUUCGGGAACGAUCACCACCAAUUCGCAACAACGGUCGUUGCUGAAAAACGUAGGCUCGUGGCUUGGAGUCUUUACUCUCGCGCGGAACAAGCCUUUGUUGCAGCGUGAUUUGGACUUGAAAGAGUUGUUAUACAUGGGCUAUGAAACGGGCCACCUCAUUGCCGUGACACCGUUCGUUGCCAAAAUACUGGAAGGUUGCAAGAAGUCGAAGAUUUUCAAACCGCCGAACCCGUGGGUCAUGGGUCUCAUCCACGCUAUGAGCGAGAUCUACGAUGUGCCGGACCUGAAGCUGAACCUCAAAUUCGAGAUCGAAGUACUGUUCAAAUCGUUCAAGCUUAACGUGGAAGACCAGCGCAAGGCGCAGCUGUUGCACACGCGUCGCGCGCCGCCUUCUACAGCGAAUCCCGAUUUCAAUGUGAAGGUGUUCAAGAACGCAGCGAUGGCGCAGCGGUCUGCCACGCCUCCGCCAGGCUCGGGCGCGAAGCUGAGCCGACCUCUGACACCAGGGAAGCAAAUGAAGAAGACGGGUGAUGGGUUCACCGCUUCCGGAAGCCCGGCUGGAAGAGAGGCGGUCAACAGUGGCGCGCUUGCUGCAGGCAGUGCUGUCUCUACGGCUGCGGAGUCGACAGUGAUUCCUAAUCUGGCUUCAUAUGUUGCUGUGAACCCUGAGCUGCCGCUGCGCAACGUGAACUUGCGUCGUCUUGUACCCCUCGCUGUAGACCGUGCCAUUCGCGAAGUGAUCUCUCCUGUGGUGGAGCGCAGUGUAACGAUUGCGUGCAUUACUACACGAGAGGUGAUUUUGAAGGACUUUGCCACCGAGUGUGAUGAUACCAAGAUGCGCAAGGCGGCGCAUUUGAUGGUAGCAUCAAUGUCUGGAUCGUUGGCACUUAUCACAGCAAAGGAGCCGCUUCGCAAUGCCAUUGGUACACACCUCCGUGCGCUGCUACCUACCAGCGCUGGGGACCCACAGCAGCGCGAACACGUGAUCCAGGUAUGCUCCAACGAGAACACAGACCUGGGUUGCAUGCUCAUCGAGAAAGCGUCAUCUGAGAAAGCCAUGCGCGAUAUUGACGAAGCCCUUGCCGGGGCAUACGCAUCGCGUCGGCGCUACCAGCAGCAGCAAGCGCAGUCUGGCAAAGCGUCAGGAAACGACGGGGUGCAUUUUUUCGAGGGCAGCGCAAGCAGCACGGCAGUUGCAGCUUCCGCCGGUUCUCCAGGCGCUCCUAGUGGACAAUGGCCAGCGGCAUUGCCCGAAGUGUUUAAGCCAAAGCCAGGUGGGAUUCCGCCCAUGCAACUCGUGGUGUACGAAGCUUUCCAGCGCAUCCCACGACCGACUUCCAUGCCGCUUUCGUCCCGUGCAGGUGCCGGUGUAUACACAGCUGGUGCUGUGGAGAAGGAGGGAGACACUGCUGGUGUGAGCGUAACGGCGGCGUUGGAUCGUUUUGCUGGCUUGCUGGAGCGUUUCGAGUUGUUCGUGCAGAAAGUUGUUCGCCAGGCUGCUGCCGCUCAGCGCGAGCUUCCGCUGCUGCUAGCAAUUCCGGCAGAAAGCGAGGUGUUCGCAGUUCUUCGCGAGGUGCGUGCACUUGGUGGAAGUGUGCGACCAGCGCUGCGAGACGAAGCCUGUCUUAAGAUCGCGAAUCGUAUCGUUAAGUUCAUGUAUGAACUGGGCAACGGUGGUCGGGGCAAUGAGCUGUUUUUGGAGAUCCUCGUAAGCUCGUUGGAAGCACUGACUGGUAGCUGCGAGAAGCUUCGUAAAGAGGUCGUGGGGUGGGUGUUGCGCGCACCAGUGGACGAUAAGCUGAAGCUGCACUGUGAAGUCAUUGUGGCGCUUAUUCGCUACAAAGUGGUAGAUGCAAGUGAGUUCGACAUAUACCUGGCUCGAAACAUGGAGCGCAACAGCGUGGCCAUCGAGUUUGCCGUGCACGUUGUCCGCCAGUGCCUGAUGAUGGAUCAUGUUGCAGUCGCUGCCCACCUUCCAAACACCCUGGAAGCGCUAGCGCGCAUUGUAGAGCGCCACGGGGGUAUUGCCGCGAACAAGAAUGUGCAGAUCCUCGCUGGUUUGUUGGAACAAGCGCGUGUACAAAAGGCGCAGCCCCGCCCGAGUCUAUCGGUAUCACAAAAGAGCAUGGGGUCUAUUGGGAGUGGUGCUGCGAAGGCCGCUGGAGACCGGCUUUUGGUGCAGGAGCAUGCUGCCUUCCGGCACACCGUGAGCAAUGCUUUGGAGCACUGGAUCGCCAUUUACAAGGAGCCUAAUGGCAACUCGAAGAUACAUGCUCAGUACCUACAGAUGCUGAAGCAAUACGGGUUGCUUGCCGAUGACGAGAGUGUGUCGCUCUUUUUCAAAUUUGGCACGGAACUGUGUGUGGACGCAUGUCUGAAGAGCUCAUUUGCCGCGAGCGACCCUGCCGCACUCAAGAGUGGCGCAAAGAUUCCGCUGAACUACGCAGUACCGGAUGCACUAACGCACUUGAUGGCGCUACUCGUGAAGUUCCUUGACCCCUCGCCCACUGCAAAGCUCCAGGUACUCAACCACGCGGUUGGCGCAAUUGCCAACGUGUUGGUUGCGGCGCACGACCUGUCGCGCAAGAAAAAGGCUACCUUCGACCAGCGCGUGUUCUUCCGCAUGUUCGUGAACCUGAUGAAGGAGCUGACGGCACAAGAGCCGGCGUUGGAUGCGAUCCACCUCCAGGUUCUCAAUACCUUCGCUAGUGCGUACAACACGCUGCAGCCGUCGGGAUUGCCCGGCUUCGUGUUUGCUUGGACGGAGCUCAUCUCGCACCGUUGCUUCAUGCCGCUGUUGCUUCGUGCAAAACAACAGCGCGGCUGGCAGAUUCUGCACCGCCUUCUCAUGAAUCUGCUCGUCUUCAUUGAGCCAUUUUUGCGCUGUGCGAGCUCGACUACGCCGCUGCCAGAUUCUAUCGCAACGCUGUACAAAGGCGUCGUGCGCAUCAUUUUGGUCCUGCUCCACGAUUAUCCAGACUUCCUCAGCGACUUCUACACGAGCUUUUGUGACGUGCUGCCGGCCGCGUGUGUUCAACUGCGCAACGUGGUUCUGUCGGCAUUUUCUCGCUCGGUGCGGCUGCCGGACCCGCUUACCCUGGGUCUGCAGGUCGCCCAACUUCCUGAAGUGAGCGUAGCCCCGCGGCUGAUGCCCACGUGGGGAGCUGCUCUCGCCCACAAUGGCAUCAAAGAGUACGUCGAUGAGUUCCUUCAUGCGACAACAAACCGUGCCGCAGUGUUCCCUGCGGACCUCAUUUCGAAGCUGAUGCGCCCUGCUGCCCAGCUCGAGCGUGACCCAACGUCGUGCAUUUACGCGCUGCCCACGCUCAAUGCGCUUGUUCUUCACCUAGGUAAAGAGGGUAUUACGGAAAUGGCCAACGGCGGUUCUACACCUGUGAGUCCGUCACCGACGCCUUCCGGAGCUGGUGUCAAAUCCGGAGCUUCCGCUACGACCAGCAAGUUCGAGCAGAGCGCGGCUAUGGAUGUGUUUCGUUACUUGGCGGAUGAGUUGGACGCCGAAGGUCGCUACUGGUACUUCAGUUCUCUGGCGAACCACCUGCGCUACCCGAACAGUCACACGCACUAUUUCAGCUGCGUGAUUCUGUACCUGUUCUCGUACUCGAAGAACAAGAUGGUCAAGGAGCAGAUCACACGCGUCCUCAUUGAGCGUCUCAUUGCGAACCGACCACACCCGUGGGGUCUGCUGGUGACGUUCAUCGAGCUGAUUCGCAACAAGAGCUACAAAUUCUGGGAACAGGACUAUCUCGAGUGCUCGAGUGAGAUCAAAGAGGUCUUUGACGACGUGGCUCGCACAUGCCUCGGCUCGACACCUGGUGCAUCCAGUGCUAGUCCGUUGUCCGUGCUCGGCGGCAGUGCCAUGCCCGAUGCUGCCUCGUAG